Messenger RNA from Lolium rigidum, 735 nucleotides. RefSeq lists its product as uncharacterized. The transcript has 2 exons. The record is from RefSeq and is a predicted model, not a curated record. NCBI's taxonomy places the organism in Eukaryota, Viridiplantae, Streptophyta, Magnoliopsida, Poales, Poaceae. Bases 1 to 735 code for a protein of 244 amino acids.
AUGCAGCCCUUCUCGCGGCACACCGGCUUCUUCGCGUCCCUCAAGCAGGUGGAAGAUCGAUUGGCGGCGGAGGAGCAGCACGAGAGGCCGCCGGGGCCGCGGCAGCCCGAUGCGCCGCCGCUGUUCUCGGACACCAUGACCGCGUCCCCGCUCUUCCUCGGCGCAUCGACGGCCACGGCCACCGACCGCGGCAUCGGCAGCGGCGGCGGCGAGAGCAGCGUCCCGGCGCUGGACUUCUUCACCCUCUCCAAAGACGAGGAGCGGGCGCAAGAGCCCCAACAAGACUCUAACGACGAUGACAACGAUGACAGCGGGGAGGACAUCGCGCGGCUCAUGGCGCUGCUCGGCCUGUCGCCGCCACCAUGGGGCGGCGAUGACGGGCACGGCAGCGGCGGGUGCGACUGCAGCGGCGGCGACGGGUUCUUGGCGAAGGUCGUCGGGGUGGUCGGGCCCAAGUGCGACAAGGAGAAGAGGAGGGUGGAGGGCUGGAUCGAGCAUUACUGCGGCGAUGGCGGUGGUGGGUGCAGGGAGCCCGCGAGGCUGGCGCACCUGCUGCUCGCCAAGGCUUCGUGGUCCUGGGACGGAGAAGGGCCUGGGGAUAGAGCAGCCAUUGCGUUUCCUUCCACGGUGAAGGAGUUCUUGGACCGUGAUGCGCCACCGCGGUUGACGGAGGAGGACGAGCAGAGGGAUACAGACCCAACGCAUAGUUCAGACCUACGCAGUGAUGAACAAUGA